Molecule: messenger RNA, 2275 nt
Organism: Daldinia caldariorum
Lineage: Eukaryota; Fungi; Ascomycota; Sordariomycetes; Xylariales; Hypoxylaceae
Product: beta-lactamase/transpeptidase-like protein
Exons: 3
Coding region: 238-2073 (611 amino acids)
Source: RefSeq, a predicted model, not a curated record
GUACUUGCUAGCUUUUACUUCGCAACUGUAAACAUAAGUUGAACAUGUUUGGACUUGUAUGAUUCGUACAUUGGAUUAGCUUACGGCCAAGGAUUGAAAAAAAUUCAUCCUUCAAAUACUUAGAAUUUAUCGAUACCUCGUGCACAUGUUAGCCAAAGUAAAUAAAGGUACCUGAUCAUCUCAACCUCAUCCCCCCACCAACGCAACAUAACAAAAACGUAAAAGCCUCGACCUGAGAUGAGGUUCGGACUUCUUAUACCGGCGGCAACAGCCGCGCUAGCUCUGCUGGAGCAACAGAAUGAGCAGGAGGUCCUAUCUGCGGGAGAGAAGAAUGGAGAGGAGCAGAGGGGAGCGGAUAGAAGCCCAUUGGACUCCGACUUUAAGGCCUUCACGCAAGCGGCGCUCGACCGGUGGAAAGUCCCGGGGGUGUCGGUUUCUGUUGUUGACGGGGAUGACAUAUGGGCCGAGGGUUACGGCAUCGCGAGUUUCCCCUCGACGCGCGCGACGCCGUCGACGCUGUACUACACCGGCAGCACGACCAAGGCGUUCACGGCAGCCGUGCUAUCGCUUCUCAUCGCAUCGGGGAACUUCACUUCUUUCGCCUCCUCUUCUUCCUCUUCUUCCUCUGGUGUGAAGAUCGCCUCCUCCUCCCCGCUCGGCUGGCAGACCCCCAUCUCGCAUCUGAUCCGCGACGACUUCGUCCUGCCGCCCGGGCACGAGUGGGAGGCCGCGCACCUGACGCUCGAGGACGCGCUGUCGCACCGCACGGGGUUCCCGCGGCACGACAAGGCGCUCGCGCGGCGGUACGGGCCGGAGCCCGAUCACUCGCACUCGCACUCGCACCCCCACUCCCACCGGGGCACCCCGCGCGACGUCGCCCGCAGCCUGCGGCACCUGCCCGCGGUGUCGGAGCCGCGCGUGGGGUGGCGGUACUGCAACCUCAUGUACAUGGUGGCCGCGCACGUGAUACAGACGCUGACGGGGCGGUGGCUAGGCGACGAGAUGAGGGAGCGGAUCUGGGAGCCGCUGGGUAUGCACGGGACGUAUUUGAGCGUGGAGGAGGCGCUGGGGGCGGGCAGGGAGGUGGCGAGGGGGUAUUAUUGGGAUUAUCAGGGGGAGGGGAAGGGGAGCAGCAGUGAUAAGGAUAGGGGUAAGGAUAGGGAUGGUGAGCAAGGAAAGGGGUGGUUCAUCCCAGUCCCAUACGCAAACCUCGACCUCGCGAGCGGCGCCGGGGGUAUCGUCAGCAACGUGCUAGACUACGCGCGGUGGAUCCGGUGUCUGAUCCGCGGCGACGGCAGCGACGAGACCGAAAACGGCUGUCCGGUAUUACCUCCCUCGGCACACCGCGAGCUGAAGCUAGCGCGCAUCGCGCUGCCGCCCGAGACGCGGCUGAGCUUCGACGCGCCGCUCGCGUACGCGCUCGGCUGGGAGCUCGGCACGUGUAAGGGGCGGCGGAUAUUCACGCACGGCGGGGGCAUGGAGGCGUACGGUGCGGAGGUGUACUUCCUGCCGGAUCUGGGGUUCGGGGUGGUCACGCUUGCGAACACGGCUGUGACGAGUAAUUUGCUGGGUAUGGAGCUUGCGUGGAAGCUGAUCGAUGACAAGUUGGGUGUUCCGGAAGAGGAGCGGUUCGACUGGGUUAGUCGCGGAAAGAAAGUCCUCGAAACCCAGCUCAGACUCGCUGAGACGGCUAUUCAAGACUUAUAUCCGGAACGCGCAGACCCUCCGUUACCUCACGCGCUUCCCCUUGAAAAAUACGUCGGGGUCUACUCUCAUCCAGCAUAUCAAAACAUCACGCUACAGUUGACUAGCGAGGACUCGGCAGAGAAGAAAGGAGAGCAGCUUAGAGCAAUCCGGGACGACAUGGAAUGGCAGAUGACGUUUGAUUUCCACCACGUCUCCGGAGAGUUCUGGGCCGUGGUUAUCGAUUUCCUUAACACGCCCAACAUGCUCAACGGUCAGCGGGCUCGGGCUCAGUUCGAAAUCAGCGUGAAGGGGACGGUAGAUAAGCUGAAAAUGGAGUUCUUGGAGGACGGAAGCGAGGGUAUUAUAGUGUUUGAUAGAGUUGCCUGAUAAUAUAAUUUCUUGGUAUAUGGUAGUUAGGUAACUAUAUCCGUCUCAACAGUCAUGAAUGGAGCGUGAAGGAUAUUCCGUGAGGCGACCUUGGAGAUAAUGAUUGACUCAUAGUCAUUGACAGUGGUAAAGCGAUCUCGAUUACCCUUUCUAUAACAUGAGUCGAUCUUCUAGGUGUAUUUUCAGUGUCGUACGAUUAGAA